AUGCGUCAUACUGGUAAUACCAAAGUUGCUUGUAACGACGCCAACAAUGGAAGGACUUUGCUCAUUAUAAGGGGUCUUCAAACAGUUUACGAAUUUGUUCCGAUCAUUUUGAAAGACGUUAUAUCAAGUGAUAUCAAGAAAAAUACACCACCCAAACGACUAUUAGUAUCAAAUGCUGUUCCAACUUUACUUCCGCCUGAUAAUAUUUUGAAGAUGCCCAAAAAUAUGCCAAAACCUCCUUUGACAAAUUCAACUGCAAAAAAUUUAUUGGUAAACGUCAACAAUGACGAAGUUAUAUUUGAACGUCCGGCUUUGAAAGAUGAAUGUUCGCAUAAUGACAGAGGCAUUACUUUUGAAGUACGCAAGGCUACUGAUACGGAACCAGCUUUAAUUAAUAUUGAAACAAAUAGCUUUGUGAAAAUUUCAUUAAGAGGUAAGAAAAGCAGAAAGUCUCAAGAACCAGAUCCGAAUGACAACAGUGAGCUGGACGGCGUUUUUCCUAUCCCUAAUUUCAACACUGACGUUGCAGAUCUACCAGAGAGCAAGGCUCUGGUUACUCGUCUUGACAUUUUCUGGAUAAUUUUUUCAAUAAUUACCCACCUGGUGGACCUGGGAACGGACUUGAAUUUAUCAUUCAGAUAUUACAUCAAAGGACAACUCAUGUACUUUUUCAUCACUACAGCAUUUUUGUUUAUUCCCUCUUUUAUUAAUAUCAUCGUCAGUAUCAGGAUGUAUGAGCAAGAUUCAGAGAUGAAAGCUGAAGGGAUAAAAAAGCAAACUCUAGCAAGACGAAUUCUUAAACUAAAAUUAUGCUGUCCAUUUAUUCUAGUAUUCCAACUAGCUCCAGUUCUCCGGUACCUAGACUGUCUGAAAUAUGCUUGCCAGUCAUAUCAGUGCCGGAAAGACAACGAUAAUUACGGACAAAGAAAGUAUUAUAUAAAAAUGUUGAAAGAAGAACAAGACAUAUCUUUGCUGCGAGUGUUUGAGUGCUUUUUAGAAGCUGCUCCUCAUCUGGUUUUACAGCUGACGCUUAUUAUUUAUACUUAUGAUGGAAUUGUUGCUGUUGAUUCAAUUUUCUUUCACCAAUUAAUCAGUAUUUUGAGCGCUCUCGGUAGCAUGGGCUGGGCAAUGUCUAGCUACCACAGAAUAAUUCGCUUAGCACAAGUAUCAAGAAUAAUAUCAAUAAGUGCAGCAGCAGCAAUAUUUGCAGUUUACACAACAAUAUUUUGCUUCAUCCACUGGUUCAUAAUGACCCUCUGGAUUUUAAGCAGACCAACUGGAGUGAUACAAUUCUGUCGUGACCAAAGCAAAGGUUCUGACGCUCCAUUGACAAUCUAUGAGCGCAUCGGAUACUACCUGUUUUCAGCGAUUCUCGGCGUGGUUUACGUCUUCACAUACCUAAAGCCAGCCGAGGGAUCAACUUUCUACAGGCACAUUUUUUAUUACACCAUUUGCGGAAUCGAAAAUGCGGCAGCUUGUAUUGUAUGGGCAAUUGCUGAUUACAAUACUGUCCUGUUUUUACGUAGCAUAAACCUAGAGUAUCAAUCGACCGGAUUUUGCACGACAAUCAGAAUAAACUCCUUAUCAGGCGCUACCAUGACUUCGUGCUUCUUGCUGCGGAUACGUAAAAACGUGAGGUCGUUUGUCGGGUCUAGAUCACGCACCACAGAGCGAGCUUUGUCCGAUAACUGGCUGAUCAAUCCCGCAUAUUGA
Messenger RNA from Cotesia congregata, 1713 nucleotides. The record is from the annotation of a GenBank genome assembly. Lineage: Eukaryota; Metazoa; Arthropoda; Insecta; Hymenoptera; Braconidae.